AUGAUCGCCCAACAACCGCCGAAGAGGAGCCAUGGUAUCUCACUUUAUAAAUGCACAAGAACCCUGCUCUACGAAUCUACUAGUACCAGCUACGCCGUCGAGGAACUCAGCAUGCCCGAAAUAGCUGGAAAAGAAGUCGGUCCCAUUGGUCUCGGUCUUAUGGGAUUAACCUGGCGAGCGACACCACCAUCCCAGGAGCAGGCAUUUGAUGCCAUGCAUACGGCAAUUCAAAAAGGAUGUACCUGUUGGAACGGCGGUGAAAACUACGGUGCACUCGAAUACAACAGUCUGGUCCUAGUGGAGCAAUAUCUGGAGGAAUACCCCGAAGAUGCCGACAAAAUAGUUCUGAACAUCAAGGGCGGCGUGAAUCCCGACACUCACCAGAUAGAUGCUUCGGCGGAGAACACGCGCCGCAGUCUAGAUAGCUGCAUAGCGCAGCUGAAAGGUCACAAGAAGAUUGAUAUGUUUGAAUUUGCUCGUCGAGACCCGACUGUGCCUAUGCAGGAGACGUUUGCUCUUAUCGAGAAAGAGUAUGUUCAGACGGGCAAGAUCGAGGGUAUUGCCUUGUCGGAGGUGCGGGCUGAGACUAUCCAUGAAGCUGUCCAGUAUACCAAGGUUCUUGCGGUGGAGGCUGAGCUUUCUUUGUAUGUAUGGGAUUUGUUGCGGAAGCAAUGGAGGGUUAAUGCUGACUGGAAUAGAUUCACUACUGAUAUCCUGGAAAACGGCGUCGCAGCGGCGUGCGCCCAGUACGGGAUCCCGAUUAUUGCCUACUCGCCGAUCGGCAGAGGCAUGUUGACUGGUCAGUUCAAGAAGUUCGAUGAUCUUCCGCAAGAUUCGCUGUUGCGCUCUUUCGACUUUCCGCGAUUUCAGCGGGAGAACUUCGAGAAAAACGUGCAGCUGGUAGAGAAAGUGGAAGAUAUCGCUCAGAGGAAGGGUUGUACCCCAGCGCAGCUGGCUAUCAACUGGACGAGAGCACUCUCUAGGCGCCCGGGGGUACCAACCAUUAUUCCUAUCCCAGGUGCCACAACUGCGGAACGGGUGGAGGAGAACAGUAAGCAGAUCGAGAUCACGGAUGAAGAGAUGCAGGAGAUUGAUGAUAUAUUGGCUAAAUUCACCCCAGCUGGCGAACGAUACCCCGGGGCCAUUCCGGUCAAUACCUAA
Messenger RNA from Aspergillus vadensis CBS 113365, 1161 nucleotides. Its product is annotated as aldo/keto reductase family protein. Gene Ontology annotation, cellular component: cytoplasm. The transcript has 4 exons. Lineage: Eukaryota; Fungi; Ascomycota; Eurotiomycetes; Eurotiales; Aspergillaceae. Bases 1 to 1161 code for a protein of 386 amino acids. The record is from RefSeq and is a predicted model, not a curated record.